Molecule: messenger RNA, 801 nt
Organism: Aspergillus aculeatinus CBS 121060
Lineage: Eukaryota; Fungi; Ascomycota; Eurotiomycetes; Eurotiales; Aspergillaceae
Product: copper acquisition factor BIM1-like domain-containing protein
Exons: 3
Coding region: 1-801 (266 amino acids)
Source: RefSeq, a predicted model, not a curated record
AUGUCUCCCAUCACCCUAAUCACCGGGCUGCUUGCCACAGCCAGCCUCGUCAUCCCUGGCACUCUCGCCGCAGAAGCCACGGACAUGGGGGCCGCUGCGUUCUUGUGGCCACCAGACCGUGCCUGGGGCGCGGCGCAGGACCGCACUGCCCCCUGCGGUUCCUCAGCCGGCGUCACCAACCGAACCGAGUUUCCUCUCACCAACGGCGCCGUCUCCCUAGUCCUUCAAACAGAAUCCUACUCCGUCAACCUCGCCAUCUCAUAUGACAACAACCCAACCAGCAACUCCGACUUCAGCACGAUCGUCUCGAGCAGCAACUUCCCCGACCUCGACCCGGGCCACGAAUGCUACUCCGUCCCCAACCCCCCCUCCACCAUCACCACCGGCUCCAACGCCACCCUGCAGCUCAAGUACGUCUCCGACUUCGACAACGACGGCAACGAGACCUACUACGCCUGCGCCGAUAUCACCUACGUGCCGCUUGCCUCCUUCGACACCUCGAUCCCCUGCUUCAACGUCUCGGAGGCGACCUCGACUGACUCGUCCUCGUCCUCGUCCUCGUCUUCCUCGUCGUCGAGCAGUGGUAAGAGCGCAUCCAGCGGCCUCUCCAAGGGCGCCAUCGCAGGAAUCGUAGUCGGCACGGUGGUCGGCGCCGCGCUGGUCGGCGUGGCUGCCUUCGUGCUGGGACGGUACUGGCAGAAGAAGGCGCAGCGGGAGCACGCGGUCGCGAUGAAUAUAAUGAACCCCGUGCAGAAGACGUGGUCGGCUUCGACGGCGGGACGGCAGGGGGCUCAGGCUUGA